CACAAAUUUGAGGAAAACUACAAAUGCGAAAUUAGAAUUCAACAGGUGAAUUCAUAUGUGAACAAGUGUGUCUAAAGAUGCGGUUACUAGUUCCAUAGAAAACUAUGCAACUGUGUUUGUCACACCACAAUGCGAUCUCUCGCUCUCAUCAUACUUGUACUGGUCGUAUCGUUCGAAUGUCAGAAACCAGUCGAAGCAGGUCCAUCAGGUGUUGCUGGUGAUCAGGUUAGCAUUAUUAUUGCUAAUAAUAUGAAAGUUUUCUCACGAUUACCUGCAAUUCACGGGCUGGUUCAUGUAAAAAUACCAAUAUCUCAAAGACAAAUUAAAGGACAUCUGACACAAACUUGUCAAAAACUCGAGACAUCACUUGCUUUUUGA
This is a messenger RNA of Schistosoma turkestanicum, 378 nucleotides long. Lineage: Eukaryota; Metazoa; Platyhelminthes; Trematoda; Strigeidida; Schistosomatidae. The record is from the annotation of a GenBank genome assembly.